UCCACUUUCUCUUCUUCUUUCUUCUUGAUAAAGCCGGAAAAAAAAAAAAAAAAAAAAGAAGGCACAAACUGGAAGUGUCUAGGUGCUGCCACGUGUUUGCCGCGCGUCACCCAACACCGACUACUAACCGUUUCUAACUUCCUUCCUUGGUGAAUCAUCAUCAUCAUCAAAGAACGAUCCAUUGGAGGGACCAACUUUUCCAUUCCCAGAUUUCUAAGCCAAAGUUUCACAGCAAUUUGGUUCUCUUGUUUGCCAAAAAAGAAACUGGAAUCAUGGUGAAGAAAUUGUUCUCUUUCCUACCGGUUCACAAAGCGAAACUCAUGAAGAAACGGGUCGACCAGAAACGAUUGUUGCUCAAAAGGGUGUUAGACUUUUUGAAAUCGGAUAAUUACAUGUUUGCGCCGCUUGUUUCAUCCCAGAAUUCUACGUUUACAACCUCUUCCGCAGGAUUUGAGGCAUUUGAACAACCCAUGAAGACGAAACAGAAGAAGUUGUCUGGGAAAGUGAAGGAUUACAUGACAUCUGAUUGUUACUUGUACGCCCCUUUGGUUUCGAAUGAGCCACCAGGUCUUCUUUCUUUUGGUGAGACCUCUUCUGACAUAAUAAGUCCAAGGGAGUCAUCAAAAACUGUACCUGAAGAAAAUAAAGGCCUGGGGCAAAUUACAGAAAGCAACAGUGUCACAGAACAGCAUUUUCAUGGCUACCCCUACACAAGAAGUGCCGUUAUCAGGCAUACUCUGAUGCAGAAAGAAACAGUGAAGCAUGUGAUUCAGCAAAAUAAUCGCCCUUCUCCUGUGGAAGGAGAUGAAAAAAAGAAGAAAAGUGGAAGGAAAGGGGCCAAAGUAAAAGGAAGCAGUACUGCCAACACUAAAAAGUCAGUUUAAGACACCGUUAGGAUGUUGAUCCUCUUUUGUGUUAAUUUAGCAUGGGUUGCAGUCUCCAAUAACUAAUUUGUGAACAUUCUAGAUUUCUAGCAACUUAUUGGAAAUAUGUAGUCAAAACCCACUUGGUUAUUACAUGAGUUAGGCUAGUUGAUAAGCUGAUUCCUGUUUAAGCACUUCAAUGAUGGCGAAGUAUUCUUUAGAUUUUCAAAUUUCUGUUCAAUCAUACUGUUCUGGUUCUAGGUUAGGGUGCACGUAUCCACGCAUUGCUACUCUCUCUGUAAAAUACGUAAGAACUAUGCAUUGGCUUUCUUGACAGGAAAAAAAGAUCACUGGAAGAGAGAGGGGUAACUUUGCUUCAGAAUGGAAAGCACAAGAUUAGCCGAGCCCUGUGAGGCUUUAUUUCAGUAGCAUUGUGAAUCCUCUAAUAUAUAACUGUAUACGAUGCUUAGGCUAGCUGUAGUCAGUUCCCUGACUUUCCUCUUCUGACCUAUCAUUUACCACCUUAGAUUUUGCUCUUUCUUUUGUUUGUCUGGUCUUUUUUCUUUUUCUCUUUAUUUUUUUUGUGUUUUUUGGUGGGUAAUGUAAAACCAACAAUAGAUAAUCAAUGCAUGAUUUGAUGCAGGCUUAGCCUGUUGCCCUUUCCAUAUCUCUAUUGAGGAGACUCGUUUGAUCUUGUUUUAUGUAAUUUUCUCUGUCAUGAUAAAGUAUGAUUCUCCAGUAUCAGAAGUUUGAACAGCAACUGAAGAUGCAAUCUUCUGGGGUAUUUUAGCAUUUUAAUAAGUGAACUUGUGGGGAAAUUUAUUAUCUGUUGAUACACAGUUGAAAGAAGCUUCUUUCAUUAACCUCUAUGGUUUUUCCAUAUGUUCAUCAAAGAAAGAAAAGAUUCAGGAGCUUUACAUAGUCUGUCUGCUUAAUGUAUAAGAUUACAGAAACGGAAAAGAGAGAAUUGCUGAUCUUGGUCUGUCUGCUUAGCCUGACAUGGCUUCAAGACCAAUGUUAGAAGGGUUGGAUUAUCAGCAAAUCCUUUUGCAAGCGGGCAUUAUCAGUCUACUCUUUUCCAUGCAAGUUGCUAUGUAUGUUCUGCAUGGUUAGGUCUGUAUUGUCGUUUCAUGGCUAGUCAGUUAGGGUAUUUCUCUCUGUUUUCA
Oldenlandia corymbosa var. corymbosa is the source of this 2029-nucleotide messenger RNA. The record is from the annotation of a GenBank genome assembly. Lineage: Eukaryota; Viridiplantae; Streptophyta; Magnoliopsida; Gentianales; Rubiaceae.